Neogale vison (American mink) is the source of this 2422-nucleotide messenger RNA. RefSeq names its product UDP-glucuronosyltransferase 1-6-like. NCBI's taxonomy places the organism in Eukaryota, Metazoa, Chordata, Mammalia, Carnivora, Mustelidae. Gene Ontology annotation, molecular function: UDP-glycosyltransferase activity. Bases 113 to 1705 code for a protein of 530 amino acids. The transcript is spliced from 5 exons. The record is from RefSeq and is a predicted model, not a curated record.
CAAAUACACGCCCUUUCCUGGGGCGGGCUUUGUGCCUGUAUUUCUUCCUCGGACUGUAUUAUGCCCCCUCAGAAUCCAAGCAGCUGGAUAGCUCUGGGCUACAGUUUCCCAAAUGGCUCCGGCGAUUUUAACUGGCUUCCCUCCUCUCUGUGUGUGUCUCCUGCUGACUUCUGGCUUUGCCAUGGCAGGCAAGCUGCUGGUGGUACCCAUGGAUGGUAGCCACUGGUUUACCAUGCAGUUGGUGGUGAAGGAACUCAUCCACAGGGGGCAUGAGGUAGUUAUAAUCGUGCCAGAGGUGAGCUGGCAACUGGGGAAAUCCUCUAAUUUUACAGUGAAGACUUAUUCCACAGAUUACACUCUGGAGGAGCUGAAUCAGCACUUCAAGACUUUCUCUGACUUUCAAUGGAAAACUCGGCAACAAAAUUUACUUUCCAUGGUAAUGAGUCCAUCCAAUGACAUGUUUGGACAGCUUUUUUUACAUUGUAGGAAUUUGUUUAAAGACACAAAAUUAAUAGAGUACAUAAAGGAGAGUUCUUUUGAUGCAAUAUUUCUGGAUCCUUUUGAUAUGUGCGGCUUAAUUGUAGCCAAGUAUUUUUCACUCCCAUCGGUGGUCUUCACCAGGGGAGUAUUUUGUCAUUAUCUUGAAGAAGGAGCACAGUGCCCCAGUCCCCUUUCUUAUGUUCCUAGACUUUUCUUAGCGUUCUCGGAUGCCAUGACUUUCAGAGAGAGAGUGUGGAAUUACAUCUUCCACUUGGAGGAACAUUUAUUUUGUCCGCAUUUUUUAAAAAAUGCUAUAGAAGUUGCAUCUGAGAUUCUCCAAACGACUGUCACACCCUAUGAUCUCUACAGCCAAACAUCAAUUUGGUUGUUAAGAACUGACUUUGUUUUGGAAUAUCCCAGACCUGUGAUGCCCAACAUGGUCUUCAUCGGAGGCAUCAACUGCCAUGAGAGAAAGCCAUUGCCAAAGGAAUUUGAAGCCUAUGUUAAUGCUUCUGGAGAACAUGGAAUUGUGGUUUUCUCUUUGGGCUCCAUGGUCUCAGAGAUUCCCGAGAAGAAAGCUAUGGAAAUUGCUGAUGCCUUGGGCAAAAUACCUCAGACAGUCCUGUGGCGGUAUACUGGCACUCCACCACCAAAUCUUGCGAAGAAUACAAUACUUGUCAAGUGGCUGCCCCAAAAUGAUCUGCUUGGUCACCCGAAGACUCGUGCUUUUAUCACACAUUCUGGCUCCCAUGGCAUAUAUGAGGGGAUCUGCAACGGAGUUCCAAUGGUGAUGCUUCCCUUGUUUGGUGAUCAAAUGGACAAUGCAAAGCGCAUGGAGACCCGGGGGGCUGGAGUUACCUUGAACGUCCUGGAAAUGACUUCCGAAGAUUUAACAAAUGCCUUAAAAACUGUCAUCAGUGACAAAAGCUAUAAGGAGAACAUCAUGCAUCUGUCCAGGCUGCACAAGGACCGCCCCAUCGAGCCCCUGGACCUGGCUGUGUUCUGGGUGGAGUUCGUGAUGAGGCACAAGGGGGCCCCACACCUGCGCCCAGCAGCCCAUGAUCUCACCUGGUACCAGUACCACUCAUUGGACGUGAUCGGCUUCCUCCUGGCCAUUGUGCUGGGUGUUGUCUUCAUUGCUUAUAAAUGUUGCGCCUGGGGCUGCCGGAAGUGCUUUGGAAAGAAAGGACGAGUUAAGAAAUCUCACAAAUCCAAGGCACACUGAGAAGCGGGUGGGGAGUGAGAUGACCCGAAGCUGCAACCAGACACAAUGUUAAAUUCAUAUUCUGCUUAUUAAACAAAUGCUUAGCCCGGAGUGAGAUACUCCUGAGUGGUUUUUCAAAAUAAAAGCAAUCUAAUUGGUAGUCACACCUACAGGUAGAGAUCUUGAACGGUUUCUGCCCCCUUUAGUAUUUUCAAUCUGGACUACCCUUGUCCUCAUUCAAAUGACUUGCCAGAGGGUUGGACAGGUCCUUCCUGCAUUCAUGUUCUUACUUAGGAGUGAGGACUGUUUGGGGGGUACAGGUUUCAGAGGUUCCCACAUCCCCAACCUGCAACCCGGGAAGACGGUUCUAACAUUAUCGUUUGGCUUCUGGAAAUUUUGUGAAUGUUGCCAUCCUAACUUAAGGUCCUAACUUAAGCUUGUGCUUCGCAGAUGGCACUUGGCGUAUUUAAAGAAGGAUAUGUUUGUUUAUUCCCAGGGCAUAGGGCCUAGCACUUGAAAUAAAUGAAUGACCUGGGAUCUUUUGAGAACCCUGUCUGAUUUCUGACUUUAGGGGAAAGAAUGAUGUGUGAAAUUGAUGAAUGGUGUGUUCAAGAGGUUAAUCAAUGCUUGUGGCAAAUGGAUCUCAUUUGAGAAAAACCCGAAGCAGAGUGUCUCACAAGUGUAUUUUCUCUGAUGUUUUGAACAAUUUAAAAUGGUAAUAAAUUCUUAUAAAUUAUA